CCCGGCAUUUUCUACUGAACAGCACAGAACCAGAGAUCUGUGCAUUACAAGUUCACAAUCCAACUGAAAACGCCCUCCAGCCGGUAAACAAAGUCCACCCGGGUGAGAGCCCUCGAGUCGGCGACUCACUAGUCAACGGCGAUGGCGGAUCCGGCGAAUUCCACACUCGGACGAAUGCUGUUGGAUGAGAUCACUCCCGCUGUCAUGGUCCUUCGCACCCCUCUCGUCGAGGAAUCCUGCGACAAAAAUGGAAUCUCAUUUAUUGAAAUGCUCAGUCCUUUCUGCAAUUUCAACAAUAUUGAUGUGCCAGUGAGGACGGCAAGUGAUCAACCCUACAGGUUGAAGAAAUUUAAGUUGCGAUUGUUUUAUGCAUCAGAUAUUCGGCAGCCUAAUAUAGAGGUUGCAAAGGAGCGAUUAAAACAAGUCAUAACUCAAGCUGGGGACAGGGAUCUUUCAGAAUUCUGCUCAGACCCACCAAGAAUUGAGACCAUCAUAAACUCCUCUCAACUUGAGUUCCUGCCAUCAUGGUUUCAGUUUUUAAACAGAGAGCUAGUGCGCACAGUAUCCUUCUCAGAGCAUGAAGCUUUUGACCAUCCAGUGGCAUGUCUUUUGGCUGUUUCUUCGAAGGAUGAAGAUCCUAUCAAUAAAUUCGUUGAUCUUUUCAACACUAAUCAGUUGCCUUCACUCCUAAAUGAUGGUGCCAUGGACCCAAAGAUUUUCAAGCAUUUCGUAUUGGUGCAUGAUAAUCAAGAUGGCACAUCAGAAAAAGCAACCAAAAUACUGGCAGACAUGAGAAGCACAUUUGGGGCAAAUGAUUGCCAUUUAUUGUGUAUUAACUCUUCAGCUGAUGGAUCAGCAGAUCAUUGUGAAAAUCCAUGGGCAUCUAGUAAAAAUGAUGUUUCAAGUAGCCAAAAGCUAGGUAGCUUUCUCAGCCUUGCUGACAUAGAUGAGCUGAAAAAUGUUAUGCAUGAUCUGUCAUCCAAACAUAUAAUCCCUCAUAUGGAACAAAAAGUUCGUAAUCUUAAUCAACAGGUUUCUGCAACAAGAAAAGGUUUCAGAAACCAAAUUAAAAACUUGUGGUGGAGAAAAGGGAAAGACGAUACAGCUGAAAAUCAGACAGCGUAUACUUUCAGCUCCAUUGAAUCACAAAUUAGGGUGCUAGGUGAUUAUGCUUUCAUGUUGCGUGAUUAUGAACUUGCAUUGUCAAACUAUCGACUACUCUCCACAGACUAUAAGCUUGACAAAGCAUGGAAACACUAUGCUGGAGUUCAGGAGAUGAUGGGAUUGACUUACUUCAUGUUAGAUCAGUCGAGAAAGGAUGCCGAAUAUUGCAUGGAGAAUGCUUUUACUACAUAUUUUAAGCUUGGCCCAUCAGGUCAAAGAAAUGCUACACGGUGUGGCCUAUGGUGGGUGGAAAUGCUGAAAGCAAGAGAUGAGUAUAAAGAGGCUGCUAGCGUUUACUUUCGAAUCUCUGGUGAGGAACCUCUGCAUUCAGCUGUAAUGCUUGAGCAAGCAUCUUAUUGUUACUUGUUUUCCUCUCCACCAAUGCUACGCAAAUAUGGCUUCCAUCUUAUUCUUUCUGGAGAUUUGUACAAGAAAUGUGAUCAGAUAAAGCAUGCAAUUCGAACAUACAGAGCUGCUCUUUCCGUUUUUCAAGGAACUGCUUGGAGUCACAUUAGAGAUCAUGUUCAUUUCCACAUAGGAAAGUGGUUUGCUGUUCUUGGGGUGUAUGAUGUGGCAAUAAAAAACAUCCUAGAAGUCCUAGCUUGUGGUCAUCAAUCCAAGACAACACAAGAGUUAUUCCUGAGGGACUUCUUUCAAAUUGUUCAGAAAACAGGUAAAACGUUUGAGGUUCCAACACUUACGUUACCUGUGAUCAACAUCCCUUCAAUCAAAGUUAUUUUUGACGAUCAUCGCACUUAUGCAUCACAUACAGCGGUCAAUGUCAAAGAAAGUUUGUGGCAGUCAUUGGAGGAGGAGAUGAUUCCAUCACUGUCCACGAGUAAGAGUAACUGGCUGGAAUUGCAAUCCAAGAUUUUGCCCAAAAAGUUUAAAGAAUCAAAUAUCUGUGUUGCUGGAGAGGCAAUUAAAGUAGCUGUUGAAUUCAAAAACCCACUUCAGAUAGCUAUACCAAUAUCCAAUGUUUCUCUCAUCUGUGAACAUUCUGUGAAAAGUGAUGCACCUGCCUCUGAUGUAAAAAAUGUAAACAGUCAUCAGAAUGACCUGGAAUCUAACCAGUCAGUCAAUAGCAGGGACUUCAGCUCUGUCACAUCUUCAUUUACGUUGUCUGAGGUUGACAUUGUGCUGGGAGGAGGUGAAACUACUGUGGUAGAACUGAAUGUUACUCCCAGAACAGAAGGCACUCUAAAGAUAGUUGGUGUGCGGUGGAAAUUGUCAGGUUCUGUGGCUGGAUUCCGUGAAUUUGGUCCUGAUUUAACCAGGAAAAGAGUUGCAAAAGCUAAAACAAAAUCUAAGCGUAGUUUGAUUGAUAAUCUGCAGUUCUUAGUUAUCAAGAGUCUACCUAAGCUUGAAGCAUUCAUUCAUCAGUUACCUAAAACAGUUUAUGUGGGAGACUUGCGGCCUAUCACUUUAGAGUUAAGGAAUCCAUGUGAAAUUCCCGUGAAGAAUUUAAAGAUGAAGGUCAGCCCUCCAAGGUUUCUACAAAUUGGUCAUAAGGAAGCUACGAACAUGGAAUUUCCUGUUUGCUUGGAGAAGGGGACUGAAUCCGCUGAAAAUUACAUACAAUCAAAGACCAAAAAAGCAUCAGAUAGUGUUUUUUUGUUUCCUGAGGACAUGGUAAUUAUGGAGGGAACACCCUCCUCGUGGCCGCUUUGGCUUAGAGCUGCUGCUCCUGGAAAUGUUUCAUUAUAUGUAACAAUAUACUAUGAAAUGGAAGAUACGACAAGCGUAAUGAAAUAUCGUACCUUACGCAUGCAAUUUAAUUUGGAGGUUCUUCCAUCAUUAGAUGUCUCAUUCCAAAUCAGUCCUCGUCCUUCUAAAUUACAAGAGUUACUUGUGCGGAUGGAUGUCGUCAAUAGGACUAGUGCAGAGACUUUCCAGGUUCAUCAGUUGUCAUCUGUUGGAAACAAGUGGGAGAUGUCAUUGGUCGAGCCAAUUGAUACCAUUUCAACAGAUUUUCUAAUUGCUGGUCAAGCUGUCUCUUACUUUUUAAAGCUCAAGAAUUGCAGAAAACCUGUAACUGAAGAGGAGAGAGCUGCUUCUCUUGGUCCUGCAGAUAGAGCAGAUGUGAAACUGAACCAUGCCAGUAGUGAAGUACUGCUUGAUGUCUACAGAUCUCCAUUGGUUGAAUUUCACAAUUGUGAAAGGCUUCACCAAGGAAUGCCAGGCCAGGAGCAUCAAGAUAUGGUUGAUUUCAUAUUGCUGUGCCGACAGCAGAGUGAUGACAAAUCAGGGCAAAACUCUCUGAAUAUUUUCACUCACCAUGCAUGCUAUUGCAGAGUGAUGAGCACAAGCCCAAUAUGGUGGCUGCUGAAUGGACCCCUGACUAUAACACACAACUUUGCUGCUGCUUUCUGUGAAAUAAAAUUGACUAUGGGUGUCCAUAACUCCUCAGAUUUCCCUGUGUCAGUUUCUGUUGGUCCUGCGGAUUCUUCAGCCAGUCUCAGUUCAGCGAGCAGUGCAUCCCCAGCUUCCGAUAAUGAAGUGGGCUGGCAUGCUUUGCCACAAAUGAAUGACAUUAAAGUUGCAUCUGAUAUCCCUCGAGCCCCAAAGACACUCGUGUCCGAGAGUACUGCACCUUUCAUUUGGUCAGGUUCAAGUUGGACUCAUUUUAAACUCGAGCCAUUAUCUUCUACAGAAAUCCCUCUUCAAAUUACCGUGUUUUCUCCUGGGACAUAUGAGCUGUCAAACUACUUGCUACACUGGAGUUUUUUAUCUUCCGGUGAUCAAGCGGACAAAGGAGAUGUAUUGAGACCAACCGGGACUUGCGAGGGGCAUCCAUACUACAUAACUGUGCUACCACAAGAUUGAACACUUUUGGAACAAUUCUUUUUCCCCUUCAAUAAGAGUGGAGAAGAUGUCUGCAGAGUAAUUUUGUACCUUCAGCUUGUACAUCAGAAAGUUUCAAUGUACAUACACAGAAACCGAAAUAUUAGGAGAAAACAUUCUUUUGACCUUAGAGGGGAACACAUGCUCUUUCUUUCCUGGAGCCCAUUGAGGGCCAAUAUAUCUAUAUGACAAUAUCCACAUCCACUGGUUUAGCUUGUGUGAGGUUUCAUUCGACUUUUACUGGUCUCUGUACUUAAUCCAUCCUUGAAUUUUUGCUGGCUUGCUACAGACUAUUGUCGGUCAAAGGUUUGAAGUUAAUGAAAUUUAUUUAUGGACAA
Messenger RNA from Ipomoea triloba (trilobed morning glory), 4346 nucleotides. RefSeq names its product trafficking protein particle complex subunit 8. Gene Ontology annotation, cellular component: cytoplasmic vesicle; phagophore assembly site; TRAPPIII protein complex. Gene Ontology annotation, biological process: protein localization to phagophore assembly site; endoplasmic reticulum to Golgi vesicle-mediated transport. Bases 142 to 3990 code for a protein of 1282 amino acids. The record is from RefSeq and is a predicted model, not a curated record. The transcript is spliced from 28 exons. Gene Ontology annotation, molecular function: protein binding. Lineage: Eukaryota; Viridiplantae; Streptophyta; Magnoliopsida; Solanales; Convolvulaceae.